ACAGACUGAACCAGAUCCAGAAUUAUGCUGUUACAGCCAGUCUGGAGCUUCCUGCUAGGACACUCGUCCCUCCUGCGCUCCCCCUUCUUUCCGGUCUUCUUCUCCCUGACUGUGUACCUGAUGUUCUGCCUGCCAUUCCUGCUGCUGGACCUGCUCUCCUCCAGGUGGAGCUUGGUGCGCAGGUACAAGUUACAACCUCAGAGCUCCAUCAACUGUACCAUGGUCCAAAGCUGCCUGGCUCUGACCCUCUAUAACCACCUGAUCUUCAUCUUCCCACUCACUGUGCUCAACUGGUACCUGCGACCAGUGCUGCUGCCCCAGGAGGCUCCACCCCUACCUCAAAUGGCAGCUCAGGUCCUGGUCUGCCUGCUCCUUUUUGACUUUCAAAGCUUCAUAUGGCACCUGAUCCACCACAAGGUGCCCUGGUUAUAUCGCACCUUUCACAAGCUGCACCACACCUACACCUCCACCUCGGCACUGACUGCAGAGUACUCCGAGGCCUGGGAGACACUGAGUUUGGGCCUGUUUGCUGCUGCCAACUCUUUGUUGCUGGGCUGCCAUCCCCUCACAGAGAUGCUCUUCUUCAUUGUGAACAUUUGGCUGUCGGUGGAGGACCACUGUGGUUAUGAUUUGCCCUGGGCCACACACCGUCUGAUCCCUUUCGGCCUGUAUGGCGGUGCACGCCACCAUGACCUCCACCACCUCAAGUCGAAAUGCAACUAUGCACCUUACUUCACACAUUGGGACCGUUUGGCCGGGACGCUGUGCACAUAGGACUGAGCUAUGGGGACGAAGUGUUACUGAAUGCACCUCAGCUUAGACUGCCUCAAGAUGUCCAGAUGCAGACAUUCAUGGAGUGAUAAAGACUGUAGACUGAUGGGCCAGUACAGAAGUUCUCUUUUUUUUUUACCUGCAAUACUUAUAUUUAUUGAUGUAUUUAUUACCAGUCAAAGCUUUGAGCCGGACUUAAAGCUUCUAGUAGUGUGUGGAAAUUCUGUCAGUCUUCAUGUGGAGCUGCUUCAGGACCCACAACCAGACUGAAGUUGUGAUCUAGGUUCUGUUCCUUUAAAGACCUUUGUUUUAGUUUAAAGUUGAUCUUAAAACAGUCAGAAAAUGUAUAUGUUGAAUAGUUUGACCUGCACAGUUUGUAUAGUUUUAUACACACCUCUUAGGGGAAGUGAAAGGAGAUGACAAAACAUGAGAAAUUAAGCGGAGGAGGAUGAGGAAUGAUGAGGAAUAUUAUGUAAGAAAUAAUUGGAAGGAAAUAGUGUUUGAAGGAAAUUGUGAAAUCUACUGUGAAAAAUGCAAAAGAAAUAAUGCACUGAGAAAAGAAAUCAAAUAAAAGUUCCUGUUGUAAACUG
Molecule: messenger RNA, 1361 nt
Organism: Xiphophorus couchianus (Monterrey platyfish)
Lineage: Eukaryota; Metazoa; Chordata; Actinopteri; Cyprinodontiformes; Poeciliidae
Gene: ch25h
Product: cholesterol 25-hydroxylase
Exons: 2
Coding region: 25-774 (249 amino acids)
Biological process (GO): lipid biosynthetic process
Molecular function (GO): oxidoreductase activity; iron ion binding
Source: RefSeq, a predicted model, not a curated record